GAGGGGGUACGUCAACGCUCCGACUUCCUCCCGACGCCGCCUCUGAUUGGCUCCUGGGCAUAUAAGAAACCAGUGAAUGAGCAGCCGGCCUUUGCAGAAACUUGCCGGAGGUCUUUGGGUGGCAUCUCCCCUGCGUCCUUGUUAACCCGCGGGGCUAGCCGACCCGGGAGAGGAUGAGGUCGUCCUUUGUGGUGCUCACCGCGCUGGUGGCGCUGGCCGCUUAUUACAUCUACAUCCCCCUGCCCAGCUCCGUGUCGGAACCCUGGAAGCUGAUGCUGCUGGACGCGACUUUCCGGGGCGCACAGCAAGUGAGUAACCUGAUCCACUACCUGGGCCUGAGCCAUCAUCUGCUCGCACUGAAUUUUAUCAUCCUGUGUUUCGGCAAGAAAAGCGCCUGGUCCUCUGCCCAGGUGAAGGUGACCGACACUGAUUUUGACAGUGUGGAAGUCAGAGUGUUUGAAGGCCCUCCAAAGCCAGAAGAACCACUGAAACGCAGUGUGGUUUAUAUCCACGGAGGAGGCUGGGCCCUGGGAAGCGCAAAAAUCAAAUAUUAUGAUGAGCUGUGUACAGCAAUGGCUGAAGAAUUGAACGCUGUCAUUGUCUCCAUUGAAUACCGGCUAGUUCCCAACGUUUAUUUUCCUGCUCAAAUUCACGAUGUUGAACGUGCCACGAAGUACUUCCUGCAGCCAGAAGUCUUACAGAAGUAUUCGGUUGACCCUGGCAGAGUUGGCAUUUCUGGUGACAGUGCUGGUGGGAAUUUGGCUGCUGCCCUGAGCCAACAGUUUAGUCAAGAUGCCAGCCUGAAAAACAAGCUCAAAGUGCAAGCUUUAAUUUAUCCUGUUCUUCAAGCCUUAGAUUUUAACACACCCUCCUAUCAGCAAAAUGUCAACAUCCCAAUCGUGCCCCGUUACGUGAUGGUAAAGUACUGGAUAGACUACUUCAAAGGCAACCAUGACUUUAUCCAGGCAAUGAUAGUCAACAACCACACUUCCCUUGAUGUGGAAGAGGCUGCUGCCCUCAGGGCCCGUCUAAACUGGACGUCCCUCUUGCCCACAUCCAUCACCAAGAACUACAAGCCUGUCAUGCAGACCACCGGCAAUGCCAGGAUCAUCCGGGAGAUCCCUCAGCUGCUGGAUGCCCGUUCUGCCCCACUCAUCGCAGACCAGGAAGUCCUGCAGCACCUCCCCAAGACCUAUAUUCUGACGUGUGAGCACGACGUCCUAAGAGACGAUGGGAUCAUGUAUGCAAAGCGUUUGGAGAGUGCAGGUGUGAAGGUGACCCUCGACCAUUUUGAGGAUGGCUUCCACGGGUGCAUGAUUUUCACCAGCUGGCCCACCAACUUCUCAGUGGGACUCCGGACUAGGAAUAGUUACAUCAAGUGGCUGGAUCAAAACCUGUAAAGGAGUAAAAUUUCUGGAAUGCUUGUGCCCCUCUUGACCUCCUGUACCUGCUUGGGAAAGACAUGCACUUUUUAGUCGACUAAUUUCCCCCUCAUUACUCGUGAGUUAUGGAACCUCUAUUCCCUGCUGUGUGCUAAUUUAAUUUUUUAAAUACAUUUGACUAACGUAAGUGCAAAAACAUCUAAAUCUGGUUCUCAAAGUGGGGCCAGUCUCUCUAUUCUUGUUUUAGCCAAACUACUACAAAUACCCACCACUGCAGGAAGCAGGACUAGGAGCCAGAAAUAGCUGUGGGUCCUGCUGUCAAGUGCUUCUUUGUAGAAGAAAUUCUUCCAGCUGUGGGUAAUAUAGUGACCUUUAAUGAGUUGAGAAAAUGUGGGCUCUUCUUCAACUUGCCAGAGUUUACUUUGAGUUCUGAGGACUGUUCAGUUAAAUGGGUGCACUUUAGGUUCAGAACUGGGUACCCAGUGCUCUCUGUCCUUUGUGGAUGGAUGGUUUUGUUUCCUAUGGGAAUUUCGGCAAAGGUGUUCUAGCAAGGACAAGUUUCUCAAAUGACUUUCUUCCUUUAGAGUGUUAAGUUUAUGAGAUAGCUGUCUGUAAGUCCAGUUGGAUUAUGAUGAUACUUGAAAGUUACCUUCUACCACCCUUAUUAGAAAACAUAAGGUUGCAUGCACUGGAUAUCUGUACAUCGAGUUUUGGUUAUACUGUCUCCUUGGGGGAGAACUUUUGG
Rhinolophus ferrumequinum (greater horseshoe bat) is the source of this 2127-nucleotide messenger RNA. It is a transcript of the gene NCEH1, whose product is annotated as neutral cholesterol ester hydrolase 1. The record is from RefSeq and is a predicted model, not a curated record. Lineage: Eukaryota; Metazoa; Chordata; Mammalia; Chiroptera; Rhinolophidae. Bases 174 to 1400 code for a protein of 408 amino acids. Gene Ontology annotation, molecular function: carboxylic ester hydrolase activity. The transcript has 5 exons. Gene Ontology annotation, cellular component: membrane.